UUUGAUGGAAAUUAUGUACUCGUUGACUGAACCUUCAAAAUACGAUUAAUACUGUAAAAAUCUAUAUAAUUAGUUAAUGUUGUAUGUUAUUGAAUUAUUAUAAACAUAAAUCAUUGUAGUCAUUAAUUAUUAUUGUUGUAAUUUUUAAACAAAAAAUAGUAAGAUUAUUAAAUUAUUAUCUAUAUUGUUCUUUUUAUUUUAACUGUUUGUUUCUUUUACUAACUUUAUAUGUCUACAAUCAUUUUUGAGACGGAAUGUUCUUUCAUUAGAAGUCUUUAAUGAUGGAAUCGUUGGAUCAGUUAUCUAGUAAUAAUUUAGAAGUCAUGGAUGUAGAAAGAGUUUCUAUUAAUAGUAGUGUAAUGAACAUUGACAGAAACAAAAUUGAAGCUAUUCCUAAAACAAAUCAACCUAUAGAGUUGCAAGAUCUAACAGGUUUAACUGUGUAUGAUGUGAAUCAUUUUGAACAAGAAGUCUUACAACAAGUUACCAAUGAAGUAUUGGAUAAUAAAACUAUUUAUAACACUGUUGAGGUUCCUACAUUAGGAGUUUUAGGAAUUGAAGAAACUGAAAAUGAACGUAAAAUUAGGACUGGAGAAAUGACACCAUUUGGUUCAACAGAUGUUUCACAAAAAAAUUCAAAAAGCUCUUCAGAAAUGCUUGAAAAAUAUUUGCUGUCUCAAUCUAAACUUUCAACAAUGAUACAUAAAUCUAAAAUUAAAACAUCCAGUACAAAAAAAGAAUUUAAAAUAAAUAUGGAACCAAUUGAAAAGUCAAAAGAAUCGGGAAGUGAAUAUUUCCCAUCAACAGAUUCUGAAAAUGAAUCAUAUACCCCGGUUAAAAUAAAAAGUAAAAAACGAUCAUAUAAUCAUCAAAAAUGUAAUCAAUAUUCAGAUGAUGAUUAUACUAAUGGUACUGAUGAUGAAUAUUUCGAACCUAGACGUUCAAGUCAAUACAAAUCAUCUGAUGAUGGAAUAGAAGAAAACUAUGAGUAUCGAUUAAGAGAAUAUGAAAAAAAUAAUCCUGAAAUAGCUAUUGAUAAUGAUGAUGCAUUUCACUCUAUUGAUGGGGAUUAUUUUAAAGUUCCAAAAGAAAUUUGGGAAAGAUUAUACAAGUAUCAAAAGAUUGGCAUAAAAUGGCUAUGGGAAUUACAUCAACAAGGCUCUGGUGGUAUCUUAGGAGAUGAAAUGGGAUUAGGCAAAACUAUACAAAUGAUUGUUUUUUUUGGUGGACUGUAUUGGAGUCGUUUAAAAGAUAAAAUAACUGGUAUACGUGGUUUAGGUCCUAGUUUAAUUGUUUGUCCAGCAACCUUAAUGCAUCAGUGGGUUGAUGAAUUCCAUAAAUGGUGUCCACCUAUACGUGUUGUGGUUUUACAUGAAACUGGAGCUUAUAAAGGCAAACCAGGGGACUUAAUUAAACAAAUGUGGUCUAGUAAAGGAGUUUUAAUUACUACAUAUAAUGGUUUGCUUCAACAUAUUAUUCAUUUGUUAAAAAAUGAUUGGCAUUAUGUAAUUUUAGAUGAAGGACAUAAAAUUAGAAAUCCUGAUUCUAAAAUAACAGUAGCUGCAAAACAAUUGAAAUCUAGUCAUAGAAUCAUUAUAUCUGGUUCACCCAUUCAAAACCAUUUAAAAGAAUUAUGGUCGCUGUUUGAUUUUAUUUUUCCUAGUAAACUUGGGACUUUACCAGCAUUUAUUAAAAGCUUUGCUGUGCCAAUUACCCACGGAGGUUAUGCAAACGCUACUGAAUUACAAAUAACUACAGCUUAUAAAUGUGCAACAAUACUUAAAGACACAAUAUCUCCAUAUCUUUUAAGACGUAUGAAAGCUGAUAUCCAGUCACAUAUAUCUUUACCUGAUAAAAGUGAGCAAGUAUUGUUUUGUCGUUUAACAGAAGAACAAAAAAAAAUGUAUCGAGGAUAUCUUGAAAAUUCGGAUAUAAUAUCUGAAAUAACAAAUGGAAAUUGUAAAGUCUUUGUUGGCAUAUCUCGAUUAAGGACAAUCUGCAACCAUCCUGAUAUUUUCCAGACAAAUCUUGAAACUGGUGCUUUUGGCUAUUGGAAAAAAUCUGGUAAAAUGAUUGUAGUUGAAGCUUUACUAAAAAUGUGGAAAAAACAAGGUCAUCGGGUUCUGCUCUUUACUCAAAGUGUAAAAAUGCUUAACAUUUUUCAAAAAUUUAUUAUUGAGCAAAAUUACACAUACUUAAAACUAGAAGGCUCGACAUCCAUUGGUUCUCGUCAACCUAUUAUUAACAAAUUCAAUAAAGACCCGUCAAUAUUUGUUAUGAUUUUGACUACAAAAGUUGGUGGAUUAGGUGUUAAUCUGAUUGGUGCCAAUAGAGUGAUUAUAUUUGAUCCAGAUUGGAAUCCAGCUACAGAUUUACAAGCUAGAGAACGAGCUUGGAGAAUUGGACAAACAAAUUCAGUCACUAUUUAUAGAUUACUCACUGCUGGAACUAUAGAAGAAAAGAUGUAUCAUCGUCAAAUUUUCAAACAGUUUAUAAGUAAUAAAGUAUUAGUGGACCCAAAACAACGGCGUUUUUUCAAGUCAAAUUAUUUAUAUGAACUUUUCACACUUCAAGAUGUGGACGAUAAUGGUGUAGUAGAAACAUCAGAUUUAUUUGCUGGGACAGGUUCUGAAAUCAAUUUAAAAAAAAUGAUGAUAGCUCGGCGUGAAAGAAAGAAAUCUAAAAAAACAUCUUCAACUCAUUCAUUUUCUGAUGAUAAAAUUGAAGCUAUGAAACAAAAAGCACGAGAACUUAGUAAAAUGAUUGGUCAAAAUUCAAAAACAGAUAUAAAUCAACAAAUAACACCAUCAGAAAUGUGUACUAAUAGUGAACAUUGUUCUAAUGUUGAUAUUAUUUAUCCAUGUCAAGAUGACACUGAAAUUUCUAAAAAUAAUGAUAAACCUUUUACUAUUGUGAGUAAUGAGAGUUUAAAUAUUCCAUCUUGCAGCAAAAGUGAAAUGAUUAAAGCUUCAAAUCAUGCGUUUAAAAGAAAAAAUAGUAAAUAUUUAAAUACUAAGCAAAAAAAACCUAAAAUACCAUAUUUGGUCAAGUGUGAUAUUUAUCAGGAAGAACACGUAGAUGAUCUCACUUCCAAAAAACAAGACGAUUAUGUUCUUGAAAAAUUAUUCAACAAAUCGGGUGUAAAAGCAGCGAUGAGACAUGAUAAGAUAAUGGAAUCUUCAAAAUCUGAUUAUGUUAUAAUUGAAAAUGAAGCCCAAAAAUUAGCUAAAAAGGCAAUUGAAGAUCUUGAAGCAUCCCGUGCUCAGUGUUGGGAGACAGGAUCUGGUAGGUUAAACUGGACUGGCAAUCAAGGAACAGUUAGAUCUAAGUUAUUUCACAAUGUGGAAAAUAGUAAUGAAUCAAGUGGUCCAUCAAUACUAUCCCUAAUGAAAAAACGUAAUGGAAUUGUGGAAGCCACACAACGCGAAAUGCAGAUGUUAAACAGUAUUAGACAAUAUUUGUUAGAAAACAAUCAAAGUGUAAACACUGAUCAAAUAGUAAACCAAUUCAGGAAUAAAUACUCAGCUGAUGAUACCCCACUCUUCAAGUCAUUGUUGAGUGAAGUUUGUACAUUCAACAGGUGCCCUGAUAAAACUGGUGUUUGGACGUUGAAACCAAAAUAUUGUUAAACCAUUGAAAUUAAGUACAAACAAUAUUUAUUUUACAAAUUAUAUGUACCAAACAAACAAAUUUUAA
Molecule: messenger RNA, 3696 nt
Organism: Rhopalosiphum maidis (corn leaf aphid)
Lineage: Eukaryota; Metazoa; Arthropoda; Insecta; Hemiptera; Aphididae
Product: DNA excision repair protein ERCC-6-like
Exons: 17
Coding region: 279-3629 (1116 amino acids)
Biological process (GO): transcription-coupled nucleotide-excision repair
Cellular component (GO): nucleus
Molecular function (GO): ATP-dependent chromatin remodeler activity; ATP binding
Source: RefSeq, a predicted model, not a curated record